This is a messenger RNA of Staurois parvus, 1821 nucleotides long. The record is from the annotation of a GenBank genome assembly. NCBI's taxonomy places the organism in Eukaryota, Metazoa, Chordata, Amphibia, Anura, Ranidae.
AUGAACAAGUUGCGGCAGAGUCUAAGGAGGAAAAAACCAACGUAUGUCCCGGAGGCCAGCCGCCCGCACCAGUGGGGGGCAGACGAAGAGGCGGUGAGGAGGGGGAAAUGCAGUUUUCCUGUCCGGUACCUGGGGCACGUGGAGGUGGAGGAGUCGCGAGGCAUGCAUGUAUGCGAGGACGCCGUCAAGAAGCUCAAAUUGCUUGGGAAGAAGUCUGUGAAAGCAAUUCUGUGGGUUUCCGCUGAUGGCUUGCGGGUUGUGGAUGAUAAGACGAAGGACCUCAUUGUAGAUCAGACCAUAGAGAAAGUUUCGUUCUGCGCUCCUGACCGCAAUUUUGACAAGGCAUUUUCAUAUAUCUGCCGGGAUGGCACCACGCGACGCUGGAUCUGUCACUGCUUUAUGGCCCUGAAAGAUUCUGGGGAACGCCUGAGUCAUGCAGUUGGCUGUGCAUUCGCCGCUUGCCUGGAACGAAAGCAGAAACGGGGAAAAAGAGUGUGGAGUCACUGCGUCCUUUGAUGCCAGCCGUACCAGUUUUCGCUCGUGAAGGUUCCUUCCGUGUCACCUCUGCAUCUGGCCACAGCGACCGAGAAGAGACAAUGCGGCAAGUUCAAGAAAAAAAAGAAAGGUAUCACAAGUGAAGGAAAUCAGAGCCAGUCAUCAAACGCAUCUUCUCUGACUGCCUCCCCCAGUACUGGACUACCAGCCCAGACAGAGAACUCUUCUCCCCUGCAGGGGUCUUCGGUCCCAUCAGAGAAGGCAGAGAUGGGCAGCCAGCAUGCCAUUCCACGACGACAUGCCCCCAUUGAACAGCUUGUAAGACAAGGAUCUUUCCGCGGUUUCCCUGCUCUUAGUCAGAAGAAUUCACCCUUCAAACGACAGCUGUCGCUGAGGCUCAACGAACUCCCAUCCACACUGCAGCGCAAAACAAAUUUCCAGGACAAGGGCCAAGUCCUAGAAAUGGAUCCCACAGGACCACCUGACUCGGAUGGAAUUACUGACCUGUGCAACCAGAUCAAUAGCUCCUUCACCAACAAAGCAUCUGAAGACCACUGUGUGAAUGGGAAUGGGAUGAGGACCCCACCCAACGUGGCUUGUCUUCCUCCUCCUCGACAGGCAGCACAAAGCAUGCCAGCUUGGCCAGAUCAAGCAGUGACCACCAACUCAACUCCUAACAUCCAAAUGGGUCAUCGUCGUACACCAUCUGAAGCAGAACGCUGGCUUGAAGAGGUGGCAAAGGCAGCCAAAGCUCAGCAGCAGCAGCAACAUCAAGAGCCCUUGCCGCAGCCUAUGGUAGCUGUACCAAUGGCAGUUCCAACUACAAUACAGGCUUAUCCUGUUUCUUUUGAUGCCGCUCCUGCCCCCGUGGGUAUGUUCAUUACCCCUCAUAUGCAGCCUGCCUAUGUUCCAGUGGGUAGUUAUGUCCCACCCAUGGCCAACAGCAUAUCAUACCCUACACCAAGCGUACCGGUGGUAGGCAUCACUCCUUCCCAGAUGGUGGCCAACGUUUUCUGCUCUGCUACCCAAGUACCGUCGUCUAACUUGGCAAGUAAAACUAACCCAUUCCCUCACAGCAUAAUGCACUCUUCAGCCACAAGUGUCCACAACCCUACCCCAAAUCAGCCUCACCAGUCUGGACCAAAGUCGAACAACCCUGCCAACGGUACUUGGCCCCCAGAUCCCAGCCAGCUACGACUGGCCUCCACUGCACAAGAAGUGGAUCAGUUCGAAGCUCAGUGGGCAGCACUGGAGUCCAAAUCUCAGCAACGCCUGGCCAACCCUUUCUCCAACGAACUGCAGAAGACCUUCCAGAUAGAAUUGUAG